UGCGUUGUCUCCUGUUGCUUAUGGAAUCGUCGAAGAAGCUGAAAAGAGUUUACUCCUUCAAUAAUUUAAUUAUUUUUAUAUGCGUGGUUGUCUCUGUUUCCUGCCUUCUGGUUGUGCUUAUUUCAAUGCUUAGGCUUCCUGAGGUGUCACGGGAGAGCAAUGCAGCGUGGAGGUCUUAUAGGGCUCUGAAAAUGGGUGAUGUCUCUGAGAAGAAGAGGUUAGGGCAGCUCGGAGAAAUCAUGGUUGGGAUGUUGCCUGAUGAUCUUGCUUUUACCGUAUUUGUUCCUUCGGAGGAAGCUUUCGAACGUGAUUUGAGGCUGUGGGCUAACAAGAGUUUACUGGAACAAAAUGUCAAUGAUACCCAAUCCACCCUUUCUCGCUUAUUGGGUUUCUCAGCCGUUCCUCGGAGUCUGCCUUCGGUUGCAAUUCCCUUGGGUGAGGAGGUCUAUUUUGAUUCGAUUUCUGGAUUCACAUUGUAUAUUUCAAGAGACCCGGAAAAAAGGAUUGUUGCUAACAGAGUCAGAUCAGAAUCAGUUGAUCUCAGAAAAGGAAAGAUUGUUGUACAUAUAAUGAAUGGGGUAAUCAUGGAUAAUGAGUUUGAGCAAUCUGUCCGUCCUGAUUACGAAAGUGAGGACUGAAUGAAAUUAGAAACUGAAUCUUCUCUCUCCAAAGGUAUCACUAAAAUACGGCAGCUGCAAGGCUUGCACAACACAUUGAGAAGGGAAAUGAAAAUGGGCUAUAUCAGCAUUGUGGCAUCAUGUUCAAAUCUAUGGGUCCUUAUUCUGGAUGCAAGCGUUGGUUUCACUACUCAAUUUUAUGAGCUUUCACCUUAUUUUCUUCAUAAAGCUAGUAACUGCUUGCACCUUAUUUUUUGAGCUUCCACUGUUUCAUGUUCAUGUUUGGGAAUGCUUGGGCAUGGACAGGUGGGUUGGUGUGUGAGGGGCAAGGACUGUGCCUGUGGCUUGACUCAAUUAGUUUCUUGAACUUGUGCCAAUAUCAUGGAAUGCCAUCAAGAAACUAUUAAAUUGACAUAGCUUAUAUUCCCAUUGACAUAUUAUUAGAAGAAUUUCAAAGAAAUGUCUAUGGUUAUUAUGUUUCUCACUAGUAUUAAAAAAAUCACAUUCUUUGAGUAAAGCACAAAAGUAGAGUUGAUUCAGUUCCUAAUUUUCAA
This is a messenger RNA of Nelumbo nucifera (sacred lotus), 1171 nucleotides long. RefSeq names its product josephin-like protein. Lineage: Eukaryota; Viridiplantae; Streptophyta; Magnoliopsida; Proteales; Nelumbonaceae. Gene Ontology annotation, biological process: protein deubiquitination. Gene Ontology annotation, molecular function: cysteine-type deubiquitinase activity. The record is from RefSeq and is a predicted model, not a curated record.